Leptopilina heterotoma is the source of this 4711-nucleotide messenger RNA. It is a transcript of the gene Glg1, whose product is annotated as Golgi apparatus protein 1. Gene Ontology annotation, molecular function: fibroblast growth factor binding. The record is from RefSeq and is a predicted model, not a curated record. NCBI's taxonomy places the organism in Eukaryota, Metazoa, Arthropoda, Insecta, Hymenoptera, Figitidae. The transcript has 13 exons. The coding region runs from base 481 to 3900 and encodes 1139 amino acids. Gene Ontology annotation, cellular component: Golgi membrane.
UUUUUAAUUUGUAAAAAAAUUAAAAAAAGCAUGUAAUAGUUUAUUAACUAAGAAAGAUUAAUAACCAACUACUACUCAAUUAAAAAAAUAAUUCUUCUUUCUAUUAAUAAAAAAUUUGCAUUAAUUAUUAAUAUUGUAUAUUCACUUGACAGUUUUAUAACCCGGAUAUGCGGAUGUGGCCAGUAAUCAUAAAUUUCCCUUUAAGUUUGUUGUGUUUGUAUAUAUAUUACAAAAUGCAAAGCGGAAACAUUUUUUUUUAAUAAUAAUUUCGAAGAAUGUGCAUUUAAUCGUGGCAAAACACCAUUGGUAGUUUGGCACUAAUUUUUAUACAACUGUGAUAAUAAUAUUCUUUUAACUCUCAUCGUCAAGUGUCAAAACGCAAAAUCCAAACAAGUGUUAUGAAUAUAUUGUAUAGAAUUAACGUUUAAACCACGUUUAAACUUAUUAAUAAUAAAAAUUUAAGUUUAUUUCGUUAAAAAAAUGAGGGGCUUUAAAGAAUUUUUUAAAGUACUUUUAAUUCUGACAGUACAUUGUUUAAUUUCACACGGUGUUAAUACAACAACAAUUAAUGAUGGUAGUGUUUCUAAAAAUAACAAUUUUGAACAAUCGUCAAAAGUUGGAUGGAUUUUUCAUGAUGAAUCUUCGAUGAGAAGAAUUAGACGAAAUGUUGUACAACAAAAUAGCGUAAAUAAUAAUCAAGAGAAAAAUCAUAACCUAUUUGAUGAUCCUUUAUGCCGGGAUGAUCUCCGACGACUUUGUGGUAAUACUGAUUCACAUAAUGACGAUAUGCAACUAUGGGAGUGUCUACAAUCUUUAAAGCCCAACGAGAUUGCGACAAUCGAUUCAAAAUGCCAGCAUUCAAUAUUCAAACACAUGAUGAAUAUUUCCGACAAUGAUAAUAUUAAAAAACAAGCGAAACAAGUUUGUGGCGAUGAAUUGGAUAAUUUAAAUUGCCCUUCAAAUAUUCCCGGAUCAUUUCUAUCGUGUUUAAUAGAGAAAAGAGAUCAAAUAAGAGGAGUUCAUUGCUUGGAUUUUAUCCAACGAUGGGAAUGGUUGGCAUUUAGUGAUUUUCGAAUAAUCGCACCAUUUUUAUCGGAUUGUCAACACGAUAUUGAAGAAUUUAAAUGCGGACGAAUACAAUCGAGCAAGGAUAUUGCUCAGGGUGAAAUUCUCGCCUGUUUACAGCAGCACGCCGAUAAAUUAGAGAAUAUCUGUCGAAAGAGAAUAUUUCUAAUUUCCGAAAUUCAAUCGGGAAAUAUUAAUUUAGAUCGCCAACUUCAUAUUGCAUGUGUCCGCGAGCAAAUGCAAUUGUGUCCACAAGUGAGACCAGGAAGUGGACAAGUGAUAAAAUGUCUAAUGCAACAUAAAAUGCAUAGAACAAUGUCAAAAGGAUGUCAGGAGCAAUUGAUAAGACGCGAACAACUCAUGGUGCUGGAUUAUAAAGUGAGCAAAGGUUUGGUGAAGGCAUGUCGUGAGGAUAUUAAGCAAAACCAUUGUCGACGUUCAGUUUCAAAUGACAGGGAAAUAAAACUCGCACAAAUUUUACUUUGCUUGGAGUCGGCGGAAAAGAAUGGCAGUAAAAUUUCACAGGACUGUAAAGCAGAAAUAUUUGAUCAUCGAAAAAUGUUGAUGAACGAUUAUCGUUUGUCGCCGGAAAUUGUUGAUCGUUGCUCAACGGAUAUUUCGACAUUUUGCUCAGGUUUGGAAGUUGGCGGCAAAACGAUUCAUUGUCUAAUGGACAAUGCACGUUACAAGAAUAACAGAUUUAGAAUAUCGCCAGAAUGUCAGAGAGCGUUGGAAACACUCAUAAAGGAAGCUGAUAUUGGUGAGGACUGGAGAAUUGAUCCAGUCUUGAGGGAAGCAUGUCAGCCAGUUGUUAGUAUGGCUUGUGGAAACAAUAUCCAAGGAGGUAACGCCAGAGUGAUAUCGUGCCUGAUGGAAAAUUUGGGUACCGGUCGAAUGACAGAGCCUUGUGAAGCAGCUCUUAUUCAAAUUCAAUAUUUCGUCGCCAGAGAUUAUAAACUUGAUCCACAAUUGUAUCGAGCCUGCAAAUCAGACGCUAUUCACUUCUGUCAUGCAAAGAGUGCUUGGUCAAAUGAUGGAACUGAAAUGGACCCUGAGAGAGGUCCUCUCGUUUUACCUUGUUUACAUCGUUACGCUAAUCAUCCGCAAAAAAAUAUGACGCUAAAGAGAAAAUGUACUGAAGAAAUUAAAAGAGUGAUGCGACAAAGAGCGAUGAACGUCGAUUUAUUGCCAGAAAUCGAGGAUGUUUGUCUAAAUGAUCUCGCAGGAUUUUGCUACGACAAAACGGGAAGGGGAGAAGAAAUUUUGUGCCUUCAAGAUAAUUACGAGAACCUUAAGAGUGUAAAGUGUAAGGAUGCUGUUGGCAAUUUUACGGAAGAACAAGCGGAACAAGUUGAACUCAAUCCACUGAUUACAAAUGCUUGCUCUCGAAUUAUUGAACAUUAUUGCCAGGAUAUUUUCAAACGUGGCAAGGAUGAAGGUGACAUGAUGGAGUGUUUAAUAGAGCACAAAAAUGAUUUAGAAACAACGGAUUACAAAUGCAAAGCAGCAGUGGAACAUUUUCAAUUAAUUUCCCUCAAGAGCUAUCAUUUUACUUACAAGCUUAACGAAGCAUGCAGAUCUUACGUUUUAAGAUAUUGUCGAAAAGCGAGAACAAGCGCCGAUGUGAUUGAAUGUUUGAGUUCAAUUAUUCAAGAGGAUGUAAUGAAAGAAAAUCAACCACGUAUUAAAAAAAAUUGUCGUCAACAAUUGAAGGCACAAUUAUAUCAGCAAAGAGAAAAUAUUCAUUUUGAUCCAAUUUUACAAAAAGCCUGUGAGACUGAUAUUCAAAAUUUAUGCCACAACGUUGUACCUGGAAAUUCUCGAAUUCUGGAAUGUUUGGCAACACAAAAAUCCCAUCUAUCAAUGGAUUGUCGUAAACAGUUGUUUAAAGUACGAAAACAAGAGUUUGAAGACAGUUCCAUUGAUUAUGCUUUAUUGAAUAACUGUCAUUCAAUGGUGGCACAAUUUUGUCACAAAGUAGAACGAUCGCAAAUAUUGGAUUGUUUAAAGAAAUAUAAAGACGAUUCAACAUUUGAUGAAAAAUGCAAAAAUUUCGUUAUUCAAAGAAUGAUUGAACAGAAUACAGAUUAUCGAUUUAAUACAGCGUUGCAAAAUUCCUGCUCAUCGGAUAUAAAUAAGCAUUGCAAAGAGGUUUUGAAAAACGAGCCUAUGGAUAGAGAACUAGAGGGGAAAGUUAUUAGGUGUCUUAAAAUUAAAUUCAGAGAAUCAAAAUUGAGUACGAAAUGUGAGCAUCAAAUGACAAAUGUUCUACGAGAAGCUGCUCUGAACUAUCAUUUAAAUCCUUUAUUAGCCACACUAUGUGCCAACGAAAUCGAUACAAUUUGCGGGGCAGAAGAAAAUGAGCCUGGAUCAGUUGAGGAGUGUCUAAAGAAGGAAUUCAAUGCGGACAAUAAAUUAAUGAGAGAAGAAUGUAGAAUGCAAGUUGCCGAUCUUAUAGAGGAAGCGAGAGCGGAUAUUCACGUUGAUCCUCUUUUGCAAACGGCUUGCGCAGUGGAUGUUACGAAAUAUUGCAGUGACGUUCCACAGGGAGCAGGAAGGCAUAUAACUUGUCUACAAAAUGUUCUACAAGAUUCCAAAAAAUCUUUACAACCAGAUUGCUUUAAAAUGCUUACGAUGAGAAUGGAAAUGUUCAGAAGUGCUGCGAAGGCUAUAGCGCCGAAUUCAAUUGAAGAAUUAUACGAUUCAGUAAAUCGUUCACCGGCAAGAAGAUAUUUCAUAAUUGUCGCAUUAUCAAUGAUUGGUAUGAUAUUUGUCAGUGGUCUUUUUUGCGGAAGAUUAACGCGAAGAUCAAUGAUGAUGAUGAAAAAUAAGUGAUGAAAGAUUGCAAAGGCUCAUUAUGCCUUUCAUAAAGAAACUGUUGUAUAGAAUAUUACAGCUAAUUUGCUGUUUCAAAUUUAAUGAUGAAAAAAGAAUAACGAAUAGGAAAAUACGAAAUUAAAAAAAAAUUGGUUUAUAAAUAAUCUUACCAUCAAUAAGUAAAAAAAUGCGAAAAUCAUAUUUAAUAUAAAUAUCAAAAUUUGUUUACGCAUAAUUAAAAACAUUUGGAUGUUUCACAAAUUUCUUGGAAAAUGUUUCACAGUAAAAAUAGGUAAUUAAUAAAAAUUUUUAACUACUGUAAAUUCUAUAGAAACUUUUUUUUUCAAUUUUUGUUUUUUUUCUAAGAAUUAGUGAUAUUGAUAAAUAUAGAAUUAAAUGCGAGAUAAUGUUGAUUGUAUAAAAAAACGAUAGUGAAUUAUCAAAACGCGAACGGUAAGGAUAAAAAUUCUUUUUUUUUCUACCUUUUUUAUGUAUUAAUAAUGUGAAAUGUGAUGAUAUGUAAAAAUGUAUAUUGUCAAUAAUAUAGAAAAUAGAAGAAUUGUUUUUACACGAUAAUGAAUUAUGUACCAAAGUGUUCUGAAUAUUAUCAUUUCGACAUUUAUAUAAUAUGUGAAUAUUGGAAAAUUGAAGCGUUUUGAUUUAUAUUAUAUUAUAAGUAUAAUUUUACGAAAACUCUUUUUCUAAAAAUUGAUCUUUUUACGUGUAAUCUCAUUUUUAUCAAUUGUAUUCUUAAUUUUUAUUAAAUAUUGUAGUUUAAAUUUUAAAAUAAAAAAAAAGAGUUAUUAAAACUCUUUGGAGAAAGCAAGAA